AUGAAGUGGCUUUCGAUGUUUCUGGCUAUAAGCCUAACGGCUUCUGAAAAACUGGAUCGAACAUAUCUUCCACCACCGGGAGCUCAGUUUGCUGGAGGAAACCCUAAUGAUAUUCUAGCACCUUUAGAACCACCCAAUCUUCCUCAAACUGGAUCUAUACCAGUUGGUUACGUUCCAAAUAGUUAUAAGGAAUCUAAAGAAUCACUGAUCAAAUCACCUAUCACUACAACAUCUUACGCAUUUACGCAAACCACAACUUAUCCAUCUAUUGAAAGUUAUGGCACGACUGCUAUACCAAUAAAUCCUAUUAUUGGUCUUCCAGUUCCAAACCUUGAUCAAAAUAAUAACCUGUUUCACAAUCAAAACUUGCCAAAUUAUUUCCAACAAGAUGACGCCCACAGCUUUAAUAUUCUACCCGGCUCUAUAAAUCAGAAUCAAAAUCAAAACAUUAUUGGCACUGAAGAUGAUGUUCUGAUUCCUAGCUCUAAUUUUCAGCAACCAAUUUUUAACCCGGGUUUUCAACAAUAUCCAAGUGAACAACUAGACAAAGAAACGAAUUCAGAUCUGAAUGUCGUUCACCCACACCCUAUUACUGUACAAGAAAACUUAAUUCCUCAAAAUCAAUACAGUGAAAUUCAAAACCAAGGUGUUUCAACUGAACGUGUUCCUCUAAGCAACACCUAUAUUAACACUCCUCUAUCUCCAUAUAAUCAAAACUACCCAAGUUAUAGUAAUGUUGGAACGUCCCAGAAGCAAUUUUUGCCUGAAGUACAAAGUACGUUAAACCCCGAACUACUGAGAGAAACAGAAUUUAAACAACUUGGACAAGAUCAUAGAGAUGUUCUUAGUACUACUCCAAGUUUUAUAUCCUCCGUAGCACCUGAUUCGUCUAGUGGCUCCAUUAGGUAUUUUGAAAGACCACAGGCAGCGAGGGAUAGAGGCGCUGUGAUUCUCAACUAUGAAAAUGUCCUUACACCAAAUAGUUACUCAUAUAGUUACGAUACCUCAAACGGAAUCCAUGCUGAUGAAAGUGGUGUGGUUGAAGAUGGAACGAAAGCUAAAGGAUCAUAUUCUUACACGGGCGAUGAUGGAAAAAUUUACAGUAUUUUUUACACCGCUGACGAAAAUGGUUUCCAGCCUCAUGGUGAUCAUUUACCAACUCCUCCACCAGUACCAGAAGCUAUUAAAAGGGUUAUAGAACAAGCUGCUAGAGAUAAAGAAGCAGGAAUUGUUGAUGAUGGUUCUUAUGAUGAAAACAAAUAUGGGUAUAAAAAAUAUUAUAAUCCUUUAAAUCACCGUCGCCUGCAAGGAAAUAAAUUAGAAAGCCAAAAAUUAAGACCGAUGUCUGGAGCAACUAAUAAUAUAUCCAACAAGAAGCAACCCAUACCACAAUUCCCUGAACAUGUUGAUAUUGGCAACAAAAAUAAUUCAUAUAAAAAUGGUUUUGAGAAUGAGAAAUAUGAAGAAGAUUAUAAUGAAAAUAGAAAUAAUACAUUUUUUGCUCUAAAUAAUAAUGAAAAAACCAUUGACAGUCCUAGAUCUCACGAUACUUCAGACUUCGAUGCAGACAAGUCAUUUAUUUCACUGGUUCCAGGCGAACACAAUGACCAAUCAAAUAUUGUAAACUUCAAAGACCCUCAUCCGUUCGGCCACAGUGAAAAUAAGAACAUUAAACUUAACCAAGUUAAUAAUUCUGCAAAUAAGGAGCUUCCAAGAUCCGGUCAAGCAUCAGCUUCUCCAAAAGAUAGUUUUUCAGAUAUUACCAAUAUAAGAGAAGAUGUAAAACAAAAUCCAGUUAAUAACGAGCUAAUUAAAGCAGUUGACGAGAAAUAUGACAUCCAUCAACAAUCGAACCAGGAGAUUAAUCAACAAGUAGAUCAAAAUGGAUAUUAUUAUAAUAUUCCGAAAAACCAGGAAUUCACUUCAAGAAUGAAAGCUGAAAACCCGUCUUCGACAACAGAACGUCUGUAUACAACAUUCAAGAAAAUUACCACACCGCUACCUGUAACUCCUAAAGUGCGCAUCGAACCAACGAACAGGAUCCAAUACAACAAUACAACAUACAACAGUAAUCGCAAAUCAACUACUCCACGACCAUUCAUGACAUCACGUGUCACUAUUCCUAGAGGUGGUUCUUACUCUGACUAUGAUAACGAAGAUGAUCAGGAUAUCGAAGGAGAAAAUGUCCCUAACAAUAUACAGCCUAGUGAAGUAAUUAACAACGGUGCCCGUCGUCCACUACAAUCGUCACAGACAGUUACACCAAGUUAUAUGUCAGAUACUGCUAUUCCUACAGCAUCAUACUCUUCCAGAUUUGGUAAUACUGAAACUCCGCAAACUAAUUCAAAAACUCAAGAAGCUCAAAAACUUACCUCAAAAACACCAGAAUCUUUAAAUGAUUUUGGUAACACCAAAACAUCAAACUACAUGUAUCAAACUACAAGACCUUCCUUUGAUAUUGACACAACGGUUACACCAAAUUACUCGUCUCAUGUAGAAGUCAAAGUCGGCGCUUAUAAUCCAUCGGUGUCUAGAGAAUACGGUCCACGAGAGCAUUUAACAUCUACAUUUAAACCAGUACCCACUACUACUAUACAAACGCCUUCUGUAUAUCAGCCAGACUUUUAUAGACCACCUCAAUUAUCUCCCUCUAGUAAUGGAUUUCAGUAUCAGCCCAUUAGUUCUGAAUAUAAUGUAAGGCCUCAAAUCCCUGUCAAAAUAGAUGCUGGAUCCAAUCCCGACUAUUAUCAAACUAUUAACUAUCAAAAACCUGUUGAUUAUUCAGGAACUACAAAUGGACCUGAAAUUAGAUAUGACAUAACGUCACCUAAAUAUGCCUCAACAACUGUAUUUUCACCACACUCCCAAGGCUCUCUUAUCAGCUCCGGUUUGUCCGAACCUCAUGUUUCUGACACCCCAUUUUCUGGUUACAUAUAUGGACCGCCGAAAAUAGUUUAUCCAAGUACCGAUUCAAGUAGGACCAUACCCGAUUCCAUUAUACAUUCACAACCUUCGCAGCCAAAUCGCUUCCCUCAAUUAUUUUCAACGACUACACAGCCUCCUACUCGUUCUUCUGUCCAAGAUACUUAUGACCAGAACACUGUUGUAGAUGGCUUCGGAAGACCUAUCAUAUCUGAGAUACAAUCAGUUUCGUCUCCAGAUCAAAAGAACAAUCCGUUUAUUGGAACACAGUUUUCUCCUGAAGAAGAUUUAAAAAGGGUUGACGGAACGUCUGUUGGAUCAAGUGCCUUAGCCGAAGGUGAGCACCCGACUUAUACUGUCGAACACUCUACAAGGUAUCCGGAAUAUAAUAACCAGGCGAAGGUUAUUGGAGAAAACUUCAGUGGACCCAAACAACCGCAUAAGUUUGAUCCGCAGACCGGCUAUCAUUACAAGUGA
Arctia plantaginis is the source of this 3399-nucleotide messenger RNA. NCBI's taxonomy places the organism in Eukaryota, Metazoa, Arthropoda, Insecta, Lepidoptera, Erebidae. The record is from the annotation of a GenBank genome assembly.